GCAUGGACAUGUAUCUAUCAACAAGACCAACGAGGUUCCCAUCUCUCCAAUCUGGAAUUGAAUGGCACACUCGCUCCCGCACAAUCCGCAACACAACAUCCGCUCGUGCCUCUGUGCCAUCCCUAUUAUAUGAAGAACAAGACGCCACUGACGCCUCCCGCCCUUGGGUGUGGCGGACCAAUCUCUCCGCUACCAAACCCUUCUGGGAGAAUUGGUUUGUUGGCUUGAGUCGAAAAUUUCUGGAUGCCCGAGGCGGCAAGCUCCUCUUACUUGCCGGCACGGAUCGGUUGGAUAAAGAAUUAAUGAUUGGUCAGAUGCAAGGCAAGUAUCAACUUCAGGUAUUUCCUGAAGCGGGUCACUUUGUUCAUGAGGACCAGCCUGUAAAGACCGCACAGAUUCUGGCUGAUUUCUACCGGCGAAAUGACCGUAGUGCAUUAGUGCUUCCGCCGAAGGUUGCCGAUAUGCAAGCAUCUGCUGCUAUGAAAAAGGGAAAUACUGCAGGUAGCUCCGCUGCACUCAAAUAG
Messenger RNA from Penicillium salamii, 524 nucleotides. Lineage: Eukaryota; Fungi; Ascomycota; Eurotiomycetes; Eurotiales; Aspergillaceae. The record is from the annotation of a GenBank genome assembly.